This is a messenger RNA of Botrytis byssoidea, 1692 nucleotides long. RefSeq lists its product as uncharacterized. Gene Ontology annotation, biological process: polyphosphate catabolic process. The record is from RefSeq and is a predicted model, not a curated record. The transcript has 2 exons. NCBI's taxonomy places the organism in Eukaryota, Fungi, Ascomycota, Leotiomycetes, Helotiales, Sclerotiniaceae. Gene Ontology annotation, molecular function: phosphatase activity; endopolyphosphatase activity. Gene Ontology annotation, cellular component: cytoplasm. The coding region runs from base 1 to 1692 and encodes 563 amino acids.
AUGGGUAAGGAGAAGAUCCAUCAGUCGAGUCGGGACGCGGAGAAGAGAGAUGAAAGUGGUAAGGAAAACAGAGAUAGGAGAAGACGGGAUAGACAUGGGGACGAGGGAAGAGAUAAAGAGGAGAGAAAAGCGGUCAAUUCGGAACCACGAAGAAAAUUUAGAGGGAUAUCUCAAUCUGUUGAGAUUGGACGUGAUCAACCCUAUUCUGGCGUUGAAAAUAGUGGCGGCAGAUCAUCUGCCCCCAUUCCCAACCGCCACGACAAAGAUUCCGCCAAAAGGGGUGAGAGACCACUUACCACUACUAUCGACAACUCAUCAAUACCAAUUAGAGGAAGAGAUCACAGCAGCAAUCGAGACGCGAGCGGAAGUGAUAGAAAAUCUAACACCUAUCCACCCCAUCCCAGCUGCCAAAGGGAUCCCAGUGAAAGACGUGGGAGAGAUUCCAAUACCACCAUAUGCAAAGACACACCAACCCAGAGUAAAGGCGAAAACGUAACGGUGCCUCUUCCCAGCCGCAGCAAUCGAUCUCACGAUCCAAGACCAGGCAGAAGAGACCCCUCCAUCAAUCGCGAAACAGAAAACCUAAAACUUGGUGAUUCGAGAGGAUCAAAAGCCGCGGCUACAGAAGAUCGUGAGAAGAGAAGCGUUGAUGUACCGGCUUCCAGGUCACCUUUAAGUUUUCCGCGUAACAGGGUGAAAGUUGGUGUACUUCCGAAAUGUUAUCUACCUCGGAAAGAAGAGGACACUCGGCGAUUAAUCGUUUUUGGGGAUGUACAUGGAAUGCCCGAUGCCAAGGAACGUCUCUUGAAGCAUAUUGAAUAUAAGCCAGCGACGGACCAUCAGAUAUUCGGCGGUGAUAUGAUAACGAAAGGGAGAAAAAGCAAACCAAGCAAAAGUGCUACGACCAAAGAGUUGAUAACAAUCGAGGCUUCUAAAGAUGUCGUGCAUCAGGCUAGAAAAGAUGGAGCUUCGGGGGUCCGUGGGAAUCAUGAAGAUUGUGUACUAAAUGUUGAACACGAAAGAAAUGGUUGGCGAGAAUCCAUCGACCGCGCAAUGGAUAAUCAGUUUAAUAUUCAAACAAGGAAAAAGUUGCGGACGCCGGAUCAUAGGGAUACCAGCGACUAUGACAUGUAUGAUGCACUUACCAGAGAAGAAAGACAAUGGCUUGAAGAUCUUCCUGAUAUUCUGGUUCUGGGAAAAUGUGGUGGUCAUAAUAAUAUGGUUGUCGUACACGCUGGAUUGAAUCCAUUUGUUGGCUUGAAGGACCAACGAAUUAUAGAGACGAUGAACAUCAAAUCUAUAGAUCCAGUGAAAAGGUAUACUAGUUCGAUGCAUGCGGGAGAUAAAGAGAUAAAAGCCCUGGAUGAGGAAGACCGGGAACGUUUUAGCAAGAUGAUGCCCUGGUUUGAGACUUGGGAGGACAAGCAAAAGAACUUACCUCCAAGUGAACAGAUGACUGUAAUGUAUGGUCAUGAAUCUAAGAAGGGCUUGACAAAAAGGAAAUUCUCAAUUGGUCUCGAUACUGGUGCGCAACGUACAGACAAACUCAACCCUGAUAAGUAUCGAACUUUGACUGCCCUCGUUAUUCACCACGAUAAAUGCAAAAUAUUUCAAGUCAAGGAGAUCAAGAAAAAAAAUGGGGAUUGGGAGUGGAUGCCGGUUAAGUUGUCAAGGGAAGAAUCUGAUUUUUGA